AUGGGUCCUAAGCUCAAUGUGGCACUCAAUAGACCCAUAAAUAAUGAGUUUUAUGUUUCAAACGAGCGCAUUAGCGGUACCGUCCAGUUAGAGCUUUUCAGGCCAUCUUCAAUAAUUUCAUUGUCAGUUUCAAUCCGGGGUACAUCUCAGACGUACGUGCCGAUGACCAACUCAGAUUCGCUAUUGUUAGUUACGUUUGGCGGUAGAUCUAUCCACACGCUAGUGCACCAAGUCCAGGUGGUGUUCCCACCCGAAAACGUGCGGCAAGCGGCCAAAGGAUCGAAAAAAGGGUUUCAGGUAUCACCGGGUUCUUACAGCUUUGAUUUCGAAUUUUUGAUGCCCAACUGGCUCAAGUGCAUGAAUGAUCACGGCAUCAAGCAGGCAGGAUUCAACAGAAAGGAGCCAUAUCCACGUCUCCCGCCCAGUUUUAAUGGCGACGUUACUGGAGCUGGAUUGGUGGACUGCGAAAACUCUUUUUACAAGAUGGGAUCUGUGACAUACUACAUUAAAGCGUCGCUUGUAUCGGGCAAAAUGGGUUUUCGCUGGACGCCUGGACACUCUAUGGUAGACGCGUAUCAAGCACUGGAUUUUAUGCCCACUCCCAGCAACGACGGUGAACACCCGCUGGGAUUGCAGUCCAGCGUUGGCCCGCCGCAGAAGUUCGUGUCCAAGAAGUCUUUUGAGCUCAGUUCCGACUGCAGUGCAAAAAUCGAGAUCAAAUCUCAGUCUUUAAGCCGCGUUUUUCGAAUGGAUUACAUGUUUCAACCCGGGUGUCAGAAAUUCGACAAAGUGUCACUGAAACUUGACAGGAGACCAACAAGACCGCUCAACGUCAAAGUAUUACAACUAAAGCUUCAUCUGAUAGAGAUUGUUAAUUAUCUGUCACAAGCCCAAGUGAACGCGAUGGUGGGAGCGAUCGCACUGGUAGAGAUGCAGCUAAAUAGAGUUUUGGACACCUCCAGAAUUAGAAGUGCGGCAGAUGGGUCAUUUGAAUGGCCUUUGAACCUUGGUGACAUUCCGGAGCUUGCACGUUACAGAUUCAAUGAUUCUAACAUACUAUAUUGUGGAAAUCGGCUGUUAAGUUUCACCUCCUGCAAUAUUAAACGGGCAUUCAAAUUCUGCUUGAUCUUGAAGCUUGAGGCAAAUGGUACAGUUUUCGAGACUGAGGUUCUGACCACUAUUUGUGACAUUGGUUACUUCUCAAUAGAGGAUCACGAAGAGCUGCCCACGUAUGAAAUAUCUGACGUUCCGCCAAUAUAUUCCAACCAGGACCAAGUGACAGCUUGA
This is a messenger RNA of Lachancea meyersii CBS 8951, 1287 nucleotides long. NCBI's taxonomy places the organism in Eukaryota, Fungi, Ascomycota, Saccharomycetes, Saccharomycetales, Saccharomycetaceae. The record is from the annotation of a GenBank genome assembly.